AUGGCGGCCGAUAUAGCCGCGCGUUCGUCCCUUCCGCCGCACCACAUGCGACACGAGCUGUCCGCGCCGCGCUCCCUCGAAUCGCCUCCCAGGAACCGAGGAUCCUACGCCAACCAAUCCGAAACAUCCUCCUACAACAAUCCCCGCCAACCUCCCGAGUUGUCUCGGCUCCAGAUGCAGGAGCUGCCGUCCGCAACCGCCGCCGCAACACACGCCGCCUCUACCGGACCCUUAACUUCCGCAAGUGCCGGCGCCGCGGCCGCAAUACGCUGGAUUCGCGGACCUAGUCUGGGCGGCGACCCGACCGCCGGGAAAGUGAAUCUCGCGUUAAAUUCCGACACGGGCGAGGUUUUAGUAGUCAAGUCCGUGUCGAUUAAUAGCCUUCCAAAGACCAUGCGGCAGCUGGAGAACGAGCAGGCGAUUCUGGAGGAGCUCCGAACCUGUCCGCGCGUGGUUCGGCUGCUAGGCUCGGCAUGGGAAUCCGACCCUGCGUCCGGAGCUCGGGUGAAGAAUUUAUUUCUCGAGUAUGUUUCUGCUGGGAGUGUGCUUGACAUCAUGGGCACGUUCGGAUGCUGCGGCGGCGACAGCGGCGGCGGAGGCGGAGGCGGGGGAUGCGGAGGGCUGCCGGAGGCGCUGGUGCGGAAAUACGCGCGCGGGAUUGCGGAAGGGUUGGCGGUGCUGCACGCGCGCGGGAUCGUGCACUGCGACGUGAAAGCGGCGAAUGUGCUUGUUGCGGGGGCGGAGGGGGAGACGAAGCUGUGCGGGCUGGGCGUGGCGAUGCGCGCGGGGGAAGCGGCGCUGCGCAUAGCGCGCAAGCAGCGGCUGCAGGGAACGUACGGCUGGAUGGCGCCGGAGGUCGUGCGACAGGAAGAUCAAGGGUUCGCGUCGGACGUCUGGUCGCUCGGGUGUACAGUGAUUGAAAUGGCGACGGGUUUGCCGCCUUGGACCGGCCAACUGCCGCCGGCCGGUAAUAUAGACGGCGAGUACAUAGCCGAUCCGUCUCCUGACGCGCUGCUGCACGCGAUUGGUUACUCCAACGCGGCGCCGGCUAUUCCGGCGCAUCUGUCGGCGGAAGCUGUCGGGUUCCUGCGGAGAUGCCUCGAGAGGGAUCCCGCGCGCCGCCCCUCCGCCGCGCAACUGCUGGAACACCCGUUCCUCCGCGCAAGCGCGCUCGGCUCCGCGGGUGCGGUCCCCCCCGCGUACCCCAUGUCGCAGCAAGCUGCGCGUCCGCCCAGUGGGGGCCGCGGGAGCGGGGCGCGGCGGAAUGAGGAUAGCGCGGGACCGAGAGCAGGCGCAGGGGAAAGCUGGGCGCGUCAUGGCGCGGGGGGAGGCGCAACGAGCGCGGAAGAUUUCUACAGUGAGGGGCGUGAGAGAGGAGAGUGGGAGUGGGCGGAGGAGGAGGAAGGGGCGCCGGAGGAGGAGAUGGAGGGGUAUGGGUGGGAGGAUAUUGGGGUGAGCUUCGGUCCUAGUGGAGCCCAAGGGAUUCCCGCGUCUGGCCCUGUGAACCCUUCCUCGGGCUCUGGUCUUGAUCCAACGGUCAGACGCAGAGUUGCUCCGGGUUCGAAUGGAAUUUCAGGUGGAAACUCAGGUGGAAAUUCGCCUGGUAGGCUUGUGUCCCAGGGUAGCCUGCCACCAGGUGGUAACCAGUUACCACCACUUCGCAAGUCGCCACUGCAGAGGUCGCAGUCCCAGCCAGGGCAGGUGAUCCUGGCGAACACAGGCAGCGGUGGUAACAACAGCGGCGGUAACAACAGCAUCUCCAACAACUCGCCCUCGCCUUCGCGACCCGCCUCUCAAAAACCCAUGCCGCAAGUACCAUCCCCAUACGCACCUCCUCCCAUGCCUUCUGCCCCGGCCAAUCAGCCCAUGCCAGCUGUAAACCUGCCGCCCGCCCCCGUGCCAUUGUUCCACCCAUCAGGCAUCCGCAUGGGUCCCCUCAUGCGACAGAUUUCCAAGGAGCAGAUCGCCCUGCGUGCUGCCAUGGCUUCUGCGGCGGAAACCGGUGGUGGUCUUGGUGGUAACCAGGAGAGGGGUGGUAACCAGGAACGGGGCGGUAACAGCUAUGGCCAGGGGCAUGCUGCCUCCUCCCCAACGCCUGUGCCCCCCUUGCCUGGGAGGGUGGGCUUGGGUCGGGCGUCGCACCAGCGCUCCAGCUCUGUUCAAGGUGACUUUGGCGGACGUGACUCUAAUGUGAAUGUGCCUUGUGCGGAUAAACCGUCUGUACGAUUGGUCAGAGGCUCCUCUGGAGUGCUACCAGGAGCGUCCACAGCUCAGAUUAGUGAGUUUCAGCAGGAUAGUACCAAUAGUGGUAUUAGUGGUGAAUUUGGAGUUGUAGAUAGUGUAAGAGGCGGAAGCAGCAUGGGUGGUGGUGGUCCAGGGCUCAAAUCCUGCCUGAGACGAACGAGCUCGUGUGUGCCAGGGGACAGUGGCGGGAAUGAUGUGGGGGGGAGUAUGGGGAGAGGCGCGGGCGGGAGGGGAGUGGAGAGUGGCUUGCAGCGGAUGGGUUCUCUGACGCAGCCCAAGAAGACGGUGGCAUUUGGGGCAAAUUGA
Closterium sp. Yama58-4 is the source of this 2550-nucleotide messenger RNA. NCBI's taxonomy places the organism in Eukaryota, Viridiplantae, Streptophyta, Zygnematophyceae, Desmidiales, Closteriaceae. The record is from the annotation of a GenBank genome assembly.